UCUCCAGGGGAGGAGGAGGGUCCGGGGGUGGAGUCUGGGGAAGGGGAGGCGGAGCUGGACAGUUACUGGACGAGGAAGGAGGCGUUCACCAGAGGAAGCACCGUGUCACUGGCUGUGGGAGAGAGGUUCUCCUCAGACGUGGUUCUAGUGUUCAGCGGUCGGCGGUGCUCAGGUGUAAUACCUGACUCUGAACUACAGGAGGCGCUCCGUACAAGACUCAGGGUCGUCGAGAGCAACAGUCAGGACGUCAUUCAGCUCUUCAAGGACCUGUCUGCCCGUCUGCUGUCUGUCCACGCUGAGAAGGACAGCUUUGUCAUCACCUUCAAGACUGUAGAGGAGAUCUGGAAGUUCUCUACCUACCUGGCUCUGGGCUAUGUGGCGCGGUGCCUGGAGAAUUUCCUGUGUGACCAGUCGUUCUGGCUGGACACUGAGCUGCUGAGGGACUUGGAGAUCACUGUGACUGUAGACGAGGAACACCUGGCAACACUCUACCUGGGACUGCUGCUGCAGGAGGGUUCGUUCUUCGCCAAGGCGCUGGUGAGCAGUGGCGAGCAUAGUGAUGAGGAGGAGGAGCUGUGUUUCAGACGUAACGAUUUGCUGAUGGUUAGAGACACGGGGCAGGACAGUCACUGGGAGGGCACCCUUCUCUCCACCGGACAACACGGACUAGUGCCUGUCAACACCAUGCAGCCGCUGCCUUAUCCCUUCUACCAGUGGUUUCUGAGGAAGUACUCUGACUGUGCCGGAUGCUCCCCUUCAGAAAGAGGACAAUAUGACCACCCUAUAGUAACCGGAUCCUGUGAGGCUGUAGUGGACCACAACCCAGUAGGUUCUGAUGAGCUCCAGCUGAGUCAAGGUGACCUGAUUGAGAUACAGGGGAUGCUACUCCGAGGUCUGGACCUGUUCAUAGGAACACACUGCUCUACAGGAAACACCGGCUUCGUACACAAGGCUCACGUCAAGCCACUCAAUGCCAAACCCCUAGACAGACAACUGGUGUUUCUGAGUGAGGAGGAACGUGCGUCAAUGGCCCAGAUUAACCCCUGCAGUAGUGAACCCAGAGACAGCGGCCUCCUAGAAAGACUCUUCUCCUCUGACAUCAGUACUGUCUACAGACUAGAUAGACUGGAUCAGUCUGACUUUACGUACAUCAGAAACCAACCAAAACAAGAGCAUAAGCCCCCCGUCAGCGCCCGGCAGUCCAUCAUCUCAGAGAAGAGUGACGCUACACCCCCCUACCACUCCUCCCCCUGCCCCUCUCUCUCUCACUCCUCGCCCCGCCCCUCCUUCUACGCCUCCCAGAAUGCUUUGGGGCGUGGCGGUGACGGGGAGUUGCUGUCCUUCAGUCUGGAUGACACCUUCAGAGAGAUGAAUGAGUUCCAGGAAGACCCACCCCUUUUCCUGGAGGAGGGGAGCUGGGAGGGGGAGGAGUCAGAGGUCUGUGACCCAACCCUGACUCUGCUCAACAUGCAUCACUUCCAGGAGGACUUCCUGCCCCUCUAUGACCUAAACCACUCCUUCCUGUGGCUGACGUUCUCAGGACAGAGUGAGGAUGAGUUACUUGGCCAUCUGGAGAUUGUCAGGGAGGGGGCUAAGAGAACGGGCAUGGCCUGGGCACACCGACGGGCAUGCUUCCUACUGGGGAGGCUCUGCGCCAAGAAGCUCAAGUACUCUCAGGCCCGUGUGUAUUACGAGGAAGCCCUUGGCGUCUCUGUUGAUGGUUUCUCUGACCUCCCUCUCCUCAUCGCCCUCUACACCAACCUCACAGCCAUCUACCUCAAACAGAAGAUGGCCGACAAGCUGCCCCCGACCCUGGAGAAGGCCAGUGCUCUGCUCCUCUGCCUCCCCAGCCACACCUUCACCUCCCUGGAUGAGUUUGAGCUGCUGAAGCUGGUGCUGCGGAGGUCUGUGGUGGAAGGGGACAAACACCUGGAGGCACGGGCCUGCUAUCUCACCGCCAGCCUCUUCCUCCUCCUUAGAAAGAUAGAUGACGCCCUGCCCUUCGUGGAGCGCCUCCAGUUCCUCACCGUUACCCUGUCUGCUGAGGAGGGGCGCCCCAUCGCCCCCCUGGACCUCAACUGGCUCCUGUCCCGGCUCUACCACCGUAAAUACAUGCCCUACCUGGCCCUGGCAUCACUCAGCCUUGACUCUGGACAGGAGCACUCACUACAGGACGCCUUCCACAGGAUAGAACUGUUCAGCAGGAACUCGGUGCGUCUGAAUCCGCGAUGGAAAGAGGGGACGUCUCUCCUCCCCGCCCAGAUCGUGGUGUAUCUUCAGCAGGCUCUAGCCAUUGCGGAGCGGGGUGAGGACCUUAAGACCCAGAGGGACCUGUGUCUGGGCUUGGCCUGUGUGUACCAGCAACACGGCGCCCUGGUGAAGGCCCUGCCCUGUGCCCAGCAGGCUGUACAGACCGGUGGAGGUAUCAACGAGGAGGAGGGGUUCGAGGCUUCAGUACUGCUGGGAUGGUUGUUAGUCCUGACGGGAGAGCCUGAGAGGGGACAGCACACCCUGCAGCCACUACUGCAGUCUCUACAGGGAACCGACAGCCCGACCCAGAGGGGAGUGGUCCACAACCUGCUGGCUCUGUGUCUGCGGAGACAGGGUCGCAUCGCAGAGGCCGGAAGCCACCUCCACCACGCCCUCACCAUCUCCAGGGAGAGUGGCAACCAGAGGAACCAGGCCCUGGCCCUCGCCAACCUGGGCUGCCUGGCACUGGGCGUGGGGGCACCCACACUGGCAGAACGAUUCCUAUUCAGGUCUCUGUGGUUGUUCCUGGAGAUCUGGGAGAGUCCCGUUGACGAGGAGCACGUCCAGACCUACCUAUGGCUGGGGCGGAGCUACAAGGACAGGGGGAGGAGCCAGGACGUCAGGCUGUGUUUUGAGAUGGGCCUCCUCAUAUCCCUCCAGGCCAGGAACCUCCAUAGUCAGAUGGUGGUGGCUAAAGUCCUGAGUCUUCACUACGCCGACGUGCUGCUGUAUGGACAGAGUAUCCUCUACUAUGAGCACUGUGUGUCUGUGUCCAGGGACCUGAAGGACAAGAGACUAGAGGGAGAAUAUUUAGAGAUCCUCAGUAGCCUCUACCUGUCCCUCAAUACUGAGAAAUCAUCAAGGAAGUCUCUGGACUACAGUAAGCAGAGUCUGCGUAUCUCCAUUGACUUGGGGAGGAGAGAGGAAGAGUCAGAGACCUGGCUUCAGGUGGGACGCAUCUACUACCUCAUCCAUGAAGACGAACUGGCGGACAUGUACCUACAGGCAGCGGUGAAGACAGCCCUGAGGAUGAAUGACCCUCGCUUCGCCAUGAGUAUCUACGAGGAGGCAGGAGAUAUCUUCUUCAAAGGCCACAGGAACAGACUGGCGUCACUGCCCUUCUACAGGGACGGCAGUCUCCCGUUUGCUCGGAGCAUCCAUGACGUCCACUCAGAGUUCAGACUGCUGAGUAAACUGACUGAACUACUGAUGACCCAGGAAGAGUAUGAAGAGGCUCUACAGUACGCCAUUCUGGCUGUACAGAUCAGUACCAAAACAGGUGUGUGUGUGAACGAGCGCGCAGCGUACCACCGUCUGGCUACAGUGUACUACAGUCUGGAGCAGUAUGAGAUGACAGAGAACUACUACCUCAAGUCUCUGUCUCUCAGCCCUGCUGUACUGCAGCACCCCCUGGAGGCUAGAUACUACACCAAGCUCUACUGCAGGCUGGGGGACCUGACCCUGCACAAACUAAAGGAUGCCUAUGACUCGGUGGGCUACUUCCAGCUGGCUCUAGCUGCUGCCCUGGAGGACCGUGCCAACCCACAGGCGCUGUAUGUGGUCUACAUGAAGCUGGCAGAGAUCCAUGCCAACCAUAUGCCAGACCCACUGCUCUGCCAGGUUUACAGGGAAAGAGCACAGAGCCUGAGGAGGGAACUCUCUGGGCUGGAAGAGAUGGAUGGGAGGGAAGGAGAGACAGAGGAGUGGAGAGGAGAGAUGGAGGGCAAAGGAGAGACAGAGACAGAGGGAAGAGAAGAGACAGAGGGAAGAGAAGAGAUGGAGGGCAGAGGAGAGAUGGAGGGGAGAGGAGAGACAGAGACAGAGGGAAGAGAAGAGACAGAGGGGAGAGCAGAGACAGAGAAAAGAGAAGAGACGGAGGGGAGAGGAGAGACAGAGACAAGAGAAGAGACGGAGGGGAGAGGAGAGACAGAGACAGAGGGAAGAGAAGAGACAGAGGGGAGAGGAGUAGUAACAUGUGAUACAGACCUGGAUACGAGAAACACAGUCAUGGAGGAGACCGAGUCAGAGACUGGAUGCAGUGAGCAUACAGAUACUAUCCCCAAAGAGGCUAUUGACAUGGACAGUACACAGAGCCUGAGUUUGGAGCCUGCUGGACUACAGGACAUGGAGGGGAGAGACACAGAGGGACAACACACAGGACUUGGAGACAUGGAGAGGGGAGACACAGAGGGACAACACACAGUACUUGGAGACACGGAGAGGGGAGAGACAGAGAUAGGAUACCCAGACACUACAGAGAAACGGCAUCCAGUUACCAAAAAGAGAGAAGCAGAGACUGAGACUGGAUGUGGUGACUCUAUCGUUGCAGAAGCAAAUUCCAAAGAUGCUAACUGUAAGGAUAGCAGUCACACAAAUGCAGAUAGCCAUGAAGCCGAUUCUGAUGUGUUUAAAGUAGACAGAGACACCAGUAACUCAAAUCCAGACAAGAUCCUCCCAUGGGCUACUCACAUAGACCAAGACACUGACACUACAGACACAAGCCCUUGUCAAGCAGACGUUGAACACACACAGAAUGACUAUACAACAACAAGCAGUGCAUUUGUAGACACUACAAUAACAGAGGACAUUGGCAGUAUAGACAGAAUACCUUGUGACCCAAACAACACUGAGACUAUGCCAACAGAAACAUGCAUCAAACAUAGCGACUCAACGGCCACAGACACAGAUACAGACACACCCUACAAAGACAGCCCUACAGACAGCAGUCACACAGACACAGAUACAGACAUAGAAUCGUUUCAAAGACAGACACAGAGGUAACCCACAAAGACAGCCCUGCAGACAGCAGUCACACAUACACAGAUACAGACAUGGACUCAUUUCAAAGACAGACACAGAGGUAAGUCACAAAGACAGCCCUACAGACAGCAGUCACACAUACACAGAUACAGACAUAGACUCAUUUCAAAGACAGACACAGAGGUAACUCACAAAGACAGCCCACAGACAGCAGUCACACAUACACAGAUACAGACAUAGACUAAUUUCAAAGACAGACACAGAGGUAACCCACAAAGACAGCCCUGCAGACAGCAGUCACACAUACACAGAUACAGACAUGGACUCAUUUCAAAGACAGACACAGAGGUAAGUCACAAAGACAGCCCUACAGACAGCAGUCACACAUACACAGAUACAGACAUAGACUAAUUUCAAAGACAGACACAGAGGUAACCCACAAAUACAGCCCUGCAGACAGCAGUCACACAUACACAGAUACAGACAUAGACUAAUUUCAAAGACAGACACAGAGGUAACCCACAAAUACAGCCCUACAGACAGCAGUCACACAUACACAGAUACAGACAUAGACUAAUUUCAAAGACAGACACAGAGGUAACCCACAAAUACAGCCCUACAGACAGCAGUCACACAUACACAGAUACAGACAUAGACUAAUUUCAAAGACAGACACAGAGGUAACCCACAAAGACAGCCCUACAGACAGCAGUCACACAUACACAGAUACAGACAUAGACUCAUUUCAAAGACAGACACAGAGGUAAGUCACAAAGACAGCCCUACAGACAGCAGUCACACAUACACAGAUACAGACAUAGACUAAUUUCAAAGACAGACACAGAGGUAACCCACAAAUACAGCCCUACAGACAGCAGUCACACAUACACAGAUACAGACAUAGACUAAUUUCAAAGACAGACACAGAGGUAACCCACAAAGACAGCCCUACAGACAGCAGUCACACAUACACAGAUACAGACAUAGACUCAUUUCAAAGACAGACACAGAGGUAAGUCACAAAGACAGCCCUACAGACAGCAGUCACACAUACACAGAUACAGACAUAGACUAAUUUCAAAGACAGACACAGAGGUAACCCACAAAUACAGCCCUACAGACAGCAGUCACACAUACACAGAUACAGACAUAGACUAAUUUCAAAGACAGACACAGAGGUAACCCACAAAGACAGCCCUACAGACAGCAGUCACACAUACACAGAUACAGACAUAGACUAAUUUCAAAGACAGACACAGAGGUAACCCACAAAUACAGCCCUACAGACAGCAGUCACACAUACACAGAUACAGACAUAGACUAAUUUCAAAGACAGACACAGAGGUAACCCACAAAGACAGCCCUACAGACAGCAGUCACACAUACACAGAUACAGACAUAGACUAAUUUCAAAGACAGACACAGAGGUAACCCACAAAUACAGCCCUACAGACAGCAGUCACACAUACACAGAUACAGACAUAGACUAAUUUCAAAGACAGACACAGAGGUAACCCACAAAGACAGCCCUACAGACAGCAGUCACACAUACACAGAUACAGACAUAGACUAAUUUCAAAGACAGACACAGAGGUAACCCACAAAUACAGCCCUACAGACAGCAGUCACACAUACACAGAUACAGACAUAGACUAAUUUCAAAGACAGACACAGAGGUAACCCACAAAGACAGCCCUACAGACAGCAGUCACACAUACACAGAUACAGACAUAGACUAAUUUCAAAGACAGACACAGAGGUAACCCACAAAUACAGCCCUACAGACAGCAGUCACACAUACACAGAUACAGACAUAGACUAAUUUCAAAGACAGACACAGAGGUAACCCACAAAUACAGCCCUACAGACAGCAGUCACACAUACACAGAUACAGACAUAGACUAAUUUCAAAGACAGACACAGAGGUAACCCACAAAGACAGCCCUACAGACAGCAGUCACACAUACACAGAUACAGACAUAGACUAAUUUCAAAGACAGACACAGAGGUAACCCACAAAUACAGCCCUACAGACAGCAGUCACACAUACACAGAUACAGACAUAGACUAAUUUCAAAGACAGACACAGAGGUAACCCACAAAUACAGCCCUACAGACAGCAGUCACACAUACACAGAUACAGACAUAGACUAAUUUCAAAGACAGACACAGAGGUAACCCACAAAUACAGCCCUACAGACAGCAGUCACACAUACACAGAUACAGACAUAGACUAAUUUCAAAGACAGACACAGAGGUAACCCACAAAUACAGCCCUACAGACAGCAGUCACACAUACACAGAUACAGACAUAGACUAAUUUCAAAGACAGACACAGAGGUAACCCACAAAGACAGCCCUACAGACAGCAGUCACACAUACACAGAUACAGACAUAGACUAAUUUCAAAGACAGACACAGAGGUAACCCACAAAGACAGCCCUACAGACAGCAGUCACACAUACACAGAUACAGACAUAGACUAAUUUCAAAGACAGACACAGAGGUAACCCACAAAUACAGCCCUACAGACAGCAGUCACACAUACACAGAUACAGACAUAGACUAAUUUCAAAGACAGACACAGAGGUAACCCACAAAGACAGCCCUACAGACAGCAGUCACACAUACACAGAUACAGACAUAGACUAAUUUCAAAGACAGACACAGAGGUAACCCACAAAUACAGCCCUACAGACAGCAGUCACACAUACACAGAUACAGACAUAGACUAAUUUCAAAGACAGACACAGAGGUAACCCACAAAGACAGCCCUACAGACAGCAGUCACACAUACACAGAUACAGACAUAGACUAAUUUCAAAGACAGACACAGAGGUAACCCACAAAUACAGCCCUACAGACAGCAGUCACACAUACACAGAUACAGACAUAGACUAAUUUCAAAGACAGACACAGAGGUAACCCACAAAGACAGCCCUACAGACAGCAGUCACACAUACACAGAUACAGACAUAGACUAAUUUCAAAGACAGACACAGAGGUAACCCACAAAUACAGCCCUACAGACAGCAGUCACACAUACACAGAUACAGACAUAGACUAAUUUCAAAGACAGACACAGAGGUAACCCACAAAUACAGCCCUACAGACAGCAGUCACACAUACACAGAUACAGACAUAGACUAAUUUCAAAGACAGACACAGAGGUAACCCACAAAUACAGCCCUACAGACAGCAGUCACACAUACACAGAUACAGACAUAGACUCCUCUCAAAGACAGACACAGAGGUAACCCACAAAGACAGCCCUACAGACAGCAGUCACACAUACACAGAUACAGACAUAGACUAAUUUCAAAGACAGACACAGAGGUAACCCACAAAUACAGCCCUACAGACAGCAGUCACACAUACACAGAUACAGACAUAGACUCCUCUCAAAGACAGACACAGAGGUAACCCACAAAGACAGCCCUACAGACAGCAGUCACACAUACACAGAUACAGACAUAGACUAAUUUCAAAGACAGACACAGAGGUAACCCACAAAUACAGCCCUACAGACAGCAGUCACACAUACACAGAUACAGACAUAGACUCCUCUCAAAGACAGACACAGAGGUAACCCACAAAGACAGCCCUACAGACAGCAGUCACACAUACACAGAUACAGACAUAGACUAAUUUCAAAGACAGACACAGAGGUAACCCACAAAUACAGCCCUACAGACAGCAGUCACACAUACACAGAUACAGACAUAGACUAAUUUCAAAGACAGACACAGAGGUAACCCACAAAUACAGCCCUACAGACAGCAGUCACACAUACACAGAUACAGACAUAGACUAAUUUCAAAGACAGACACAGAGGUAACCCACAAAUACAGCCCUACAGACAGCAGUCACACAUACACAGAUACAGACAUAGACUCCUCUCAAAGACAGACACAGAGGUAACCCACAAAGACAGCCCUACAGACAGCAGUCACACAUACACAGAUACAGACAUAGACUAAUUUCAAAGACAGACACAGAGGUAACCCACAAAUACAGCCCUACAGACAGCAGUCACACAUACACAGAUACAGACAUAGACUCCUCUCAAAGACAGACACAGAGGUAACCCACAAAGACAGCCCUACAGACAGCAGUCACACAUACACAGAUACAGACAUAGACUCCUCUCAAAGACAGACACAGAGGUAACCCACAAAGACAGCCCUACAGACAGCAGUCACACAUACACAGAUACAGACAUAGACUAAUUUCAAAGACAGACACAGAGGUAACCCACAAAUACAGCCCUACAGACAGCAGUCACACAUACACAGAUACAGACAUAGACUCCUCUCAAAGACAGACACAGAGGUAACCCACAAAGACAGCCCUACAGACAGCAGUCACACAUACACAGAUACAGACAUAGACUAAUUUCAAAGACAGACACAGAGGUAACCCACAAAUACAGCCCUACAGACAGCAGUCACACAUACACAGAUACAGACAUAGACUCCUCUCAAAGACAGACACAGAGGUAACCCACAAAGACAGCCCUACAGACAGCAGUCACACAUACACAGAUACAGACAUAGACUAAUUUCAAAGACAGACACAGAGGUAACCCACAAAUACAGCCCUACAGACAGCAGUCACACAUACACAGAUACAGACAUAGACUCCUCUCAAAGACAGACACAGAGGUAACCCACAAAGACAGCCCUACAGACAGCAGUCACACAUACACAGAUACAGACAUAGACUAAUUUCAAAGACAGACACAGAGGUAACCCACAAAUACAGCCCUACAGACAGCAGUCACACAUACACAGAUACAGACAUAGACUCCUCUCAAAGACAGACACAGAGGUAACCCACAAAUACAGCCCUACAGACAGCAGUCACACAUACACAGAUACAGACAUAGACUCCUCUCAAAGACAGACACAGAGGUAACCCACAAAGACAGCCCUACAGACAGCAGUCACACAUACACAGAUACAGACAUAGACUAAUUUCAAAGACAGACACAGAGGUAACCCACAAAUACAGCCCUACAGACAGCAGUCACACAUACACAGAUACAGACAUAGACUCCUCUCAAAGACAGACACAGAGGUAACCCACAAAGACAGCCCUACAGACAGCAGUCACACAUACACAGAUACAGACAUAGACUCCUCUCAAAGACAGACACAGAGGUAACCCACAAAGACAGCCCUACAGACAGCAGUCACACAUACACAGAUACAGACAUAGACUAAUUUCAAAGACAGACACAGAGGUAACCCACAAAUACAGCCCUACAGACAGCAGUCACACAUACACAGAUACAGACAUAGACUCCUCUCAAAGACAGACACAGAGGUAACCCACAAAGACAGCCCUACAGACAGCAGUCACACAUACACAGAUACAGACAUAGACUAAUUUCAAAGACAGACACAGAGGUAACCCACAAAUACAGCCCUACAGACAGCAGUCACACAUACACAGAUACAGACAUAGACUAAUUUCAAAGACAGACACAGAGGUAACCCACAAAUACAGCCCUACAGACAGCAGUCACACAUACACAGAUACAGACAUAGACUAAUUUCAAAGACAGACACAGAGGUAACCCACAAAUACAGCCCUACAGACAGCAGUCACACAUACACAGAUACAGACAUAGACUAAUUUCAAAGACAGACACAGAGGUAACCCACAAAUACAGCCCUACAGACAGCAGUCACACAUACACAGAUACAGACAUAGACUAAUUUCAAAGACAGACACAGAGGUAACCCACAAAGACAGCCCUACAGACAGCAGUCACACAUACACAGAUACAGACAUAGACUAAUUUCAAAGACAGACACAGAGGUAACCCACAAAUACAGCCCUACAGACAGCAGUCACACAUACACAGAUACAGACAUAGACUAAUUUCAAAGACAGACACAGAGGUAACCCACAAAUACAGCCCUACAGACAGCAGUCACACAUACACAGAUACAGACAUAGACUAAUUUCAAAGACAGACACAGAGGUAACCCACAAAUACAGCCCUACAGACAGCAGUCACACAUACACAGAUACAGACAUAGACUAAUUUCAAAGACAGACACAGAGGUAACCCACAAAUACAGCCCUACAGACAGCAGUCACACAUACACAGAUACAGACAUAGACUAAUUUCAAAGACAGACACAGAGGUAACCCACAAAUACAGCCCUACAGACAGCAGUCACACAUACACAGAUACAGACAUAGACUAAUUUCAAAGACAGACACAGAGGUAACCCACAAAUACAGCCCUACAGACAGCAGUCACACAUACACAGAUACAGACAUAGACUAAUUUCAAAGACAGACACAGAGGUAACCCACAAAUACAGCAGACACGGGGACAUGUUGUUGAUGUUGAUUGUGCAAACAGUAACGUUAGAAAGACAGACAGACGUUGUUCAGCCACAGACUGAGCAGGAUGAUGAUAGAUCUGUUCACACCCUCACAGACACUCUCCAUAAAGAUAGUAUCAGUCCUACAGACAUCACACAGACAAAGAUGUCGGCCAUCUUUACUAUGGUCUACUGUAGCAAUGACAGUGUGUUUUUUUAACAUUAAUAUUAUGUCUGUAUGUAAUUAUGAAUGCAUAACUUUUCUGUAGUUUACAUACUCUGUAUAUUACAGAGGUUUAUCAAGCUUUUGUAAAUAUGUAGUUUUUAUAACUGAAUUAAAGUUAUGUAUGACUUGA
Oncorhynchus keta (chum salmon) is the source of this 11710-nucleotide messenger RNA. Its product is annotated as SH3 domain and tetratricopeptide repeat-containing protein 2-like. NCBI's taxonomy places the organism in Eukaryota, Metazoa, Chordata, Actinopteri, Salmoniformes, Salmonidae. Gene Ontology annotation, biological process: regulation of ERBB signaling pathway; regulation of intracellular protein transport. The transcript is spliced from 30 exons. Gene Ontology annotation, cellular component: recycling endosome. The record is from RefSeq and is a predicted model, not a curated record. The annotation marks the transcript as partial. Gene Ontology annotation, molecular function: protein binding.